ACGACGAAAAUUUCGAACCGCAGGAAAUCAAACCCCAGGUCGCCGUGGCAGCCUCGAACAAAUGGGAAGGCGAAGACGAGGACGACGACGUUAAGGAUUGCUGGGAGGAUGAGGAGGAGGAAAAGUCCUCAGGCGAUAAAUCUGAGGAUAAGGAGAAGCUCUACGCAAAGCCCAAGAGGAAACCACUUGCUGAAAGGAUAGCUGAGAAAGAGAGGCUAAAGCGUGAGGAGAUGGAGAGGAGGAUGAGAUUGGAGGAAGAUGAGAUGACACCGGAAGAGAAAUUUAAGAGACAGCAAGAGUCGGAUAUUGCAUGUGCAUUGGAGACUACUUUUGGUAGUGCUGCAGUUGAAGGUGCUGGUGCCAUUGACGGUGGAGCUCCAAACACAAAAGAGGAAUUUGAUGAGUUCGCCAAUGCGCUCAUGACAAAAAUUCAGCCAUUAUCGAAAAGCAUGGAAUACCCAACAUUCUCUGAGAAUCUGAUCAGAAAUAUUUGUGCAACAUUAACAUCUUUUGAUUUGAAGAAGAUUAAAACGACAAUAGACAAUUUAUAUUUGGAGAAACAAAAGAUUGAGAAGGGCGACAAAGCGAAGAAGAACAAAGGAAAGGGAAAAGUAAAAUUGAAGGUGGAAGGAAGCAAUCAAUACUCUGCUUAUGUAGGAGAUUAUGAUGAUUUCGAUGAGUUUAUGUAGCAGGCCGCAGACCUUAGCACUUUUUUUAAUUCUAUAUAUAUAUUUAUAUGAAUUUUUUUUAUGUCCAUCAUAUUUUAAGUAAUUGU
Molecule: messenger RNA, 775 nt
Organism: Nicrophorus vespilloides
Lineage: Eukaryota; Metazoa; Arthropoda; Insecta; Coleoptera; Silphidae
Gene: eIF3j
Product: eukaryotic translation initiation factor 3 subunit J
Cellular component (GO): cytoplasm; eukaryotic translation initiation factor 3 complex
Molecular function (GO): translation initiation factor activity
Source: RefSeq, a predicted model, not a curated record